Messenger RNA from Colletotrichum abscissum, 1332 nucleotides. RefSeq lists its product as uncharacterized. The transcript has 3 exons. The coding region runs from base 1 to 1332 and encodes 443 amino acids. Gene Ontology annotation, molecular function: monooxygenase activity; FAD binding. Lineage: Eukaryota; Fungi; Ascomycota; Sordariomycetes; Glomerellales; Glomerellaceae. The record is from RefSeq and is a predicted model, not a curated record.
AUGGCAGACCCCAAGGAUCUGAAAAUUGCCAUUAUUGGCGCAGGAAUGGGCGGCUUGGGUUGCGCCCUUGCAUUGGCCAAGAAGGGAUUCAAGCACAUCGAUGUCUAUGAGACGGCCUCCAACCUCGGCUUCGUCGGCGCCGGCAUUCAGAUGCCGCCAAACGUCGUCCGCGUACUCGAUCGCCUAGGCUGCUGGCCUGAGAUCGAGAAGACGUGUACAGACGUGAAGAGUUCAAGCAUUCGACAGGGCGCCACCAAUGUUGAGCUCGCCCAUGUCGAGAUGCCCGACAUUCGGAAUUUGUACGGCUUCCCGCACUGCAACGGCCACCGCUCCUCCCUUGCCGGUGGCAUGUACGACGCCUGUAAGAAGGAGUCCGCCAUCACAUUCCACUUCGCGACGGCACUACUAUCGGUCGAAUCCUUUGCGCCCAAGCCAAAGUUCGUGCUGCAGCCGCGCGACGGCGAGUCCUACGCAGUCGAGUCCGACGUUCUCAUCGCUUGCGACGGCAUCAAGAGCAUCAUUCGCGCCCAACUGCUUGAGUCUAUCGGCGCCGUCGGUGGGGAAGAGGAUACGGGCCAGGCUGCCUACCGCAUCAUGCUCAAGCGUGAGCAGAUCGCUGAUGACCCAGAACUCCUCGCCCUCCUCGACUCGGACGAGGUAAUCCGCUGGAUCGGCGAGAAGCGCCACAUCAUCGCCUACCCCGUCUCCUCGCACACAAUCUACAACCUCUCCACCACCCAGCCUGACUCCAACUUUGCCGUCGCCACGAACGCAACCUACACCACAAAGGGCUCCAAAAAGGCCAUGCUCGACGUCUUCCAUGACUUCUGCCCCCUCGUCCACCGCAUGCUCAACCUUGUACCGGACGGCGAGGUCUGCGAGUGGCGCCUACGCAUGCACAAGCCCUUACCGACCUGGGUUCACACCGACGGGCCUGUCGCUCUUCUCGGUGACGCCUGCCAUCCAACCCUCCCGCACCUGAGCCAGGGCGCCGCCAUGGCCAUCGAAGAUGGUUCCGUCGUCGCCGAGGUCCUCGCCCGCGCGCCCGACACGUCUCCCGCGACGCUCCGGCGCUGCCUCAAAGCCUACGAGCUCUCCCGGCGCGACUGGACCUCGCAGCUCGUCAACAUGGCCUUCCUCUCGGGCAAGCAGCUGCACCUCGGUGAGGGCAAAGCCAAGGAGGAGCGCGAUCGCAUGUUUGCCGAGUCCAAGCAGACCGGCGCUGUGCCGGAUAAGUGGGCCUCGCCCGACGUGCAAAAGAUGAUUUAUACAAAUGACUGCGUGGCCAACAUCCAAAGAGACUUUGACGAGUUCUUCAGUAGCGUAGCAUAG